CAGCCCGACGAGGCCAACCAGAGGCCAUAUUGGAAUCUAGUCGGCUUACACUUGGAUGGCACUGAGUGUCUGCCGUUCUGGUAGUCUCUAAAAAUCAUCUUCCAAACUUAUAUCGGAGUAUUCUUACACGACAUUCCCCUCAAGAGCCUGCCAGUUCUGAAAGGCACGUUGUCUCCGUGUUGUUGUGGAAAGAAUGAGUCCAACCGAUGCUAAACGAGGAGCUAAACGUAGGAAGAACAAGCGGGGCGGUGGCAGUAGCUGCAGUACUGUCUGCAACAGCAGCAGUGGCAAGGCCGGGGUUGUCUCGGCCCUAUGUUCUCAAGGAACGACAACACCUGUCCCUGCAGUUCCAAUGAACAAUAGUCUCACACCACAGUUCACAGAGGGGCCAGUCAAUGCUGACUUCUCAGGCGUCCUUCAGACCCCAUUCACCUUCGGUCUGAACCAGCGGGCACCCUACACGUCCGGUGACCGAUGCCUCUUGUGCCGCUGUGAACGCAAAGAAAGUGUCUUACAGUCUGAGACGGAGGGCUGCGGCCAGAAUGGCAGUGACCAGCCCACAAAGAACCCCAGUGCCCUACAGCUGCCCCUGUGGGUCUGUCCUGACUGCAGGCGCACGGUGGAGAAGGAGGACCGACAAACCGCUCUGGAGCAAUCGCUUGGGAGUCAGGACUUCCUUUUACACAUGCCUGUGGGUAAUGGAGGCCUGGUGCAGGAGCCCGCCCCCGCGGACAGACUGACCACUGCAGCGCCCGCCCUACCCAUGCUCCCGGCCCCCGACCUCACCACGCCAAUGACUGCAGACACUGUGUGCAGCUGUGAAGCCUGCAACGAAAGACGGGAGAUCUCGGCCGAGUCGGAGAGGGAGUCCCAGCAGCUGCAGAACCACUGGUCGGAGGUGAGGUACCUGGUGCGCUGCAUCUACCGGCAGACGGGAACCCCUCUGGGAGAGGACCACGACCAGCCGCUGGACAGAGACAAGGAGGGCAUGAAGGAGCUUGUGGAUAGGCUGUGUGAGAAGGACCCCUACCAGCUGUACCAGCGGCUGGAGCAGCAGGCCCGCGAGUACGUCCUGGAGAUGAAGGUGCGGCUGCUGAAGCACCUGUCUGCUGGCUCCAAGGCCGGGGCCGCGGUGGUGGUGGGGUCCGGGGCAGCAGCAGCAGCCCAGGGCCCGCCCCAGGCCCACCAGUUCGUCUCCCUGCUCCUGGACGAGUACAAUGCUCUCUGCCAGGCCGCACGCAGCAUCAGCAGCUUCCUGCUCACUCUGGAGAAUGAACACCUCCAGAAGUUCCAGGUGACGUGGGAGCUGCACAACAAGCACCUUUUUGAGAACCUGGUGUUCUCUGAGCCAAUCUUGCACAGCAGUUUACCUGCACUGGUUGCACAGCUGAAACAGGGCUCGUCCUCUCAUGACUCAUACAGCGAGGACAUGUACGGCGCCCUGCUGGAGAGCUACCAGCAGCUGCAGCAGGACAUGGCCGCGGUGGCAGCCAAGUGGCAGCAGUGCGAGAGGAGGAUCGAUGACUACGUGGACGAGCAGCUGCUUUUUAAGGUGGAGGGUCAGAAUCUAACCAAUCAACGAACAGAGCCACACAAGUCUUUGAUUAGUAAAAACACACUGAAAACAAAACAGCAGAUGCUUAAAGAAGAUUGGGAGUUUUUUAAGCAAAGAAGAUUCAUAGAAGAGCAGUUAACGAACAGUAAAAAGUCCACUCCGGGGGAUAACUUCGAAGACACAAUGAGGAUGCUCUCCUCUCGGCUCAGCAUCCCAGAUUGUCCAAACUGCAAUUACCGAAGAAGGUGCACCUGUGACGACUGUAGCCUCUCCCACAUCCUCACCUGCGGCAUCAUGGACUCCCCGAUGGCCGAGGACCUCCACAUCAAGCUGCCCAUACACGGGGAGCCGCCCCGGGGCUACCUGGCCGAGGUGCACCCCCCCAGCCUGUCCUCCGGUAGCUCGGCCUCGGGCUCCAACUCCAGCUCCCCGGUCACCGUCCAGCAGCACCCCCGCCUCAUGCUGCCCCAGGGAGACACGCACAACUUCAUCAGCGACGACGACGAAGGACCGCCGAUGUCCACCAAGUUCGGGGACGUGUACGCCAUGGGUGCCUACGAGGACCACAGCGUCGUCACGGGCGCCGUGAACGGCCUGCACGCCGACCUGAACGGGGGAGGGGAGAGCGCAGAGCUGAAGGGUCUGAGCAGCAGCAGCAGCUCCUCGGAGGGCGAGGAGGAGGAAGAGGAGGAGGCUGACGGAGGGGGCGCCGGCGAGCCCCCCGGGCGUCCAAUGGACCACCCCUCUGGGACGGGCAACAGCCCCCCUCCCUCCUACAACCACCAGCUGGUAGAGCAGGCCCAGCACGCCUGCCAGUGCCACGUCUGCAGCCAGGAGCCCGGCUCCACCUCCUCCUCCUCCGCCCUGCACUCCAGCCGCCUCCAGACCCCCGGCCCCCCGCCCGCGUUCGGACAGCAGUUCUUCACGGACACCAAGGCCCCCUCCGCCCACCCCGCGCUCCACCUCUACCCGCACAUCCACGGCCACCUGCCCCUGCACAACCUGUCCCACCUGCCCCGGCCGCUGCUCCACCCCACCCUCUACCCCCCCAGCUCGCCCCUCACACACAACAAGCCCCUCCCUCCGGCCCCCUCAUCGAACCACUCUGCGGCCAAGCAGCCGGCCUUCAGCCCCUCCCUCCCGGACCACGUCUACCAGAACUGCUUCGGUGCGGCGGGGGGCGGCACCGGGGACUGGAACAGCUCGCUGCAGUGCCUCUCGCUCAAGUUCGAGAACCUGUGGGACGCCGCAGUGAUGAAGAGCCUCAACACCUCCAUGCUGCUACCAGAGUCCCUUCCCGGUGACAUGCUCAGGCCCCCCCUCCCCGACGUGCCCCUCCCCCAGCCCACCUACAUCGGCGCCCACCGGGACGGCCUCUCGCUGGCCGCUCCUCUACCUCCUCCCUCCUGCUCCUCGUCCUCCUCGUCCUCCUCCUGCUCCACCUCCUCCAUGAUGGAGGCCAAGGAGCAGAAGAAGAGCGGCGCCAAGAAGAAGUGUCUGUACAACUUCCAGGACGCCUUCCUGGAGUCGCACCGCGUGGCCAUGGCCACCUCGGGCUCCACAGCCUCAGUGUCCUGCACCGCCACCACUGUGCAGUCAAGUAAUAACCCCACCCUCCACCUCUCAUCCAAAAGACCCAACUCUUUAGACGACGUGUUCCACAGUCUAGGCAAAGAGGACCACCGGCUACCCAGCCCGGUCGCCCCCAGGAACAGCCCCACGGGCCUGGCCUCCCUCCCCCUGCUCUCAGGUCCCAGCCUGCCCACGGCGCCCAACACCCACCUGCCCGCCAUGGGCUCGCAGCCCUUCCCGAGGAUGCCCACCCCCGCCCCCGGGUUCCUGGAGGCCCACCACCAGGGCCUGUGCCUCUCGCCCGCCGAGCCCCCCGCCCCCUCCAUCGACGGCCCCGUCAGUGCCCCGCCCAGCGUAUGCAGUGAUCCGGACUGCGAGGGCCAUCGCUGCGAGGGCAACGGGGCCUACGAGCACCAGCCCUACGACGGGGAGGAGAGCCAGGACGAGGACAGCUGCUCCGAGCACAGCUCCUCCACCUCCACCUCCACCAAUCAGAAGGAGGGAAAGUACUGUGACUGCUGCUACUGCGAGUUCUUUGGUCACGGAGGGCCCCCGGCGGCCCCCACCAGCCGUAACUACGCCGAGAUGCGGGAGAAGCUGCGCCUGCGCCUCACCAAGCGGAAGGAGGAGCAGCCCAAGCGGGAGGAGCAGCAGCCGGUGGUGGAGCGGGACGGGGGCGUGGAGGACCACCGGCGCGUGGAGGACCUGCUGCAGUUCAUCAACAGCGCCGACAGCAAGCCCACCUCCAGCUCCAAGGCGGCCAAGAGGGCCCGGCACAAACAGAAGAAGCUGGAGGAGAAGGCCCGGCAGGAGGUGGAGGCCCGCGAGCGCGAGGAGCAGCUCCUGGAGGACGAGCGGCGGCGGCGGCAGCAGCAGGACGAGGAGGAGGCGGAGCUCCAGCGGGAGCUCCUCCGGCUGCAGGAGCUGCAGCACCUGCGCGCCGCCAAGAAGAAGCGGCGGGAGCGCGCCAAGGAGAACACGGCGCCGCCGCAGAACAGCCCGCAGCCCCUGAGGCAGACGGCGCAGAACGUCCUGGAGAACCUCCACAACGGCAAGUCGCAGCUCCUCCACGGGCUCAUCCGCCUACCCGGCCACAAGGAGCCCCGCUUCGAGGCCACGCCCCCGCCGCCACCGCCGCCGCCGCAGCUCCACAAGCAGCACAUCCCAAAGAGCCCCCGGGAGAAGGCCACGCCUCCGGCCCCAGGCUCCCUGCCCUCCCUGCCCGCCUCCCCGCUCCUCAACGGCACCGCGCCGGCGUCGCACCCGGAGCUCCACGGCAAGGCCCAGGUCCGCUCGGCCUCCCGGACGGCGUGCUGCGAGGCGGCGGUCCGGAAGACGCCGGAGAAGCCCCGGGGCUGUGACGCGGCCGGGCCGCUGACCAACGGCACCGCGCCCGCCACCUCCGCCGCCGCGCCCCACACCAAAGCAACGCAACCCAGGGCCGCCGCGGAGGCUCUGACCCCCCUCCCCGCCGCGGCCCAGCCCGGAAGAGAGGACCCGCAGCAGCUCCACCACCAACACCAUCACCUCCUCCACCACCACCACCGGGUCGGCAGCGGGAAGAGGCAGCACCAGAGCCACGCCCCCCCAGCGCCGCCUCCUCCUCCUCCCCCUCCUCAUCAGCCCCAUUACCCCCAGGUGAGGGAGGAGAGAAGGAGCCCACCUGUGUUGAACCACCGCCACCACUCAUCCUCCUCCUCAUCGUCACCCCCGCUGCCGCCGCCGCCGCCGGCCGGCCAAUCGGAGCAGCCCCAGCAGAACGGCAAGCCCCCCAAGGCGGAGUCGCCCCAGCCCAAAGGCAAGGCCAAGAAGAACAAGAAGAAGAAGGGGGACAAGAUGAACAGCUCCAUUGACGACGUAUUCCUGCCAAAAGACAUCGAUCUGGAUAGCACUGAAAUGGAUGAGACUGAGAGAGAGGUUGAGUAUUUCAAAAGGUUCUGCUUGGACUCUGCCCGUCAGACCCGCCAACGGCUUUCAAUCAACUGGUCCAACUUUAGUCUAAAGAAAGCAACGUUCGCCGCACACUGAGGACGUCUCAUGGCAUCUCCUUUGACAAGGGAAUGGGCUGGUUCGCUGGUCUCCUCUACCUGCCUCCCAGCCAGCUUAACUUAAGAGAGAGGUGGAAGACUCAAUACUUGACUGUUUUUUUUUUUUUUUCUUGGUUCACUUGACAAACUGUUCAGUUAAUGUACCAGUUACAAAAAUGAUUUAAAUUUUUAUUUGUUUUGUUUUAUUUGUUUUUGGAUUAUUAUUAUUAUAUUGUUAUUAUUAUUAUUAUUAUAGCCAGCUUGUAUCAGAAUACUUUCAGAAUGGAAUUCACGCUAUCAAUCUGUUAUAGAGUGUAUAUUGUAUUAACACUGAGGCCAGACUGGCUACCUUUUAACAUAUUGUUAAGUAAUAUUAAAUCUUGUCUUUCUUUUUUGAAAGAUGGAAUACAAGUAGUAUAGCAGGAUACGUGUCUUGUGUCAAACCUUAUUUCCAGCACACGUUGACAAUAAAAGGCAUGUGCACUUUAAAGAGCGCUCAUAUUGAGACGGUGACGAGCUGUUGAUACUGCACACGGGGCCCACUCCACUUUAGCCCCUUUUCUCGGGUUCAUUGCUGUUGACGAGGGAAUCGGGCUUUAAAGUUCAGUGUUUAGCAAAGCACACAUUUGUUGUCCGACCGCAGCACUGCUCACACCUCAUUUGGUCAUGUAUAUGUGUGUACCGGUGGCUCCUAUGAUGUAUUAAAGUAGUAUAUACUGUAGAUGCCACCCUUACACACAUGUAUAAAACAUGUGGUCCUUGUGUGAAGUUUUAAUUUUUUGGGAUUAGUAACGCAUUCAAUUACAGUGCAAUUUCUUAUUGGUAACCUGAUUUGUUGAAAACGAUGACGUUACAAUGACAAAGCAUUCUUCUCUAGGAGUGAGUCAGCUGUUUUAAAGUUUUUCCCUUUUGUUUCCAGCAGCCCUUUAAGAAGGGAAUUUCACCGAGAAACUACCAGACUUAAUUAAUUAGAGGAAAUGGUGGAACACACUAUGCUCUCAGAACAAAAGGUUUUGGUCUUGUAAGAACACACAGUGUGAGUCAUGGUUAAGAUCAGGUGUGUGUGUGACAAGGAUCAAUCACUUGGGUCACAUGUUAUACGCCAAAUUAAUUUUUAGGGCUUGGGUUGAUAAGUGGGUCACGAGUAGAUCGUUUUGAAUGAAUUAAAUACUUUUAGAAUAAAGUAAUUAUGCUUCAAUAUUUAAUUAUAUCCUAUAAAUUACGUCAUGUCUCAUUUUGCUGGGUUAUUUCGAAAUGUUGACAUCUGUCUUGGUAGAAAAACACAUUAUGGCGCAAUAGACCAACAUCAUUUUCAGUCUUGGCAGACUGUCAAUGAUACGGGGAAUGAUACUACAGCAUGAUUGUACGGGUACAAUGUCCUCUAGGUUUAUAGACCAAUUUGGAGGGGUUUUUACUUUUGGACUUCCCAUGGCUGUCUGGAGCUUGUAAUUAGCAAUGGGAACUUUUUGAUUGUCGGUACCCUGAAGCAUUUCAGGAUCAUAUUUCCAUCCAUCGUGGAACCCCUCCCCCUUACUGUCCUCCCUGGGAUAUGGCAAGAAUGUAUACAACCAAAGUCUAUAUCCAUAGACUACAUCAGUUUACAACCAGCGUCAGCCAUUGAAGUUGGACGGCUGCUCUAGGGAAUUCCCUGGUGAUUACAAUGUUCAAGCACAACAGUCCCCUUUUGUGGUGCUUGUAGGUCUACAGUCAGCUACAGGAACUGAUUUUACCACCAGUCAUCUGACUUAUAUUUAUAACUUUCAGAAAGGUCCAACAGCCCCAGA
Molecule: messenger RNA, 6938 nt
Organism: Gadus chalcogrammus (walleye pollock)
Lineage: Eukaryota; Metazoa; Chordata; Actinopteri; Gadiformes; Gadidae
Gene: fam193a
Product: family with sequence similarity 193 member A
Exons: 24
Coding region: 194-5155 (1653 amino acids)
Source: RefSeq, a predicted model, not a curated record